UGUCUCUGGCUCAUGGUGAACAUCUGCCCUCCACCUUUCAGGAUGGCCUGGGACUCCCCAUGCAGCGGGGACUUACUGCGCCCCAAGAUAAGGAGUGCCUCAAGCCGGACGCGCAGCAGCCGGAGCAGCGCCAGAACACCGUCCCUGCAGGAGCUGCGGCGCCUGCUCUGGACACGCACACAUCCCACCGGGCACGUGGAUGAAGUCUGGCCAAACCUUUACGUGGGAGACCUGUAUGUUGCUCGUGACAAAGCACAGCUGAGCCGAAUGGGCAUCUCCCAUGUUGUGAAUGCCGCUGCUGGGCAAUUUCGCGUUGACACCGGACCCAAGUUCUACAAAGACCUGUCUGUGGAUUACUACGGAGUAGAAGCAGAGGACAACCCAAACUUUGAUCUCAGCAUUUACUUCUACCCAGUUGCUCGAUACAUAAGAGCAGCGCUGAAUUCCCCAAGAGGCAAAGUACUAGUUCACUGUGCAAUGGGAAUCAGUCGAUCUGCAACACUUGUCCUCGCUUUCUUAAUGAUCUGUGAAGAUAUGUCCCUCGCUGAUGCAAUUCAGACUGUGCGCGCUCACAGAGGGAUCUGCCCCAACUCUGGCUUCCUCAAGCAGCUUUGGGAAUUGGACCUCCAGUUAGGAAGGGGAAAAGGCAGGGGAGCAGAAGCCUGAUAGUGCUGAGGGGGCAUGUGUCCUGGCAUUGGACUGAGAGGUGCUGCCCUCACUAAAGACAGUGCAAGGAUGCUGUCAGGACUGCUCUGUAGCUGCACUGAGAAACCCCUUGGGAAAUGGCUGAGCAUGAGUGAGCUGGUAGGAGUUCAGUAUGUAUUUUUUGGAUAAGCCCACUAAUUGGAAAGAAAACAAAAUAAAGGAGGAUGCAACUAGCAGUUUUGCCCACCUGGGCCUGUUUAUUUAACUACCUGUUAGGCAGGGCAUAGGGAGCAGUUGGGGUUUCAUGUAGAAUUAAAAGCCAGCACAGUCAACUUGAAAAAAGACUUUUUACUUGCUUAUAAUUGCGUGUCGUGUUUUAACCACAGCUGGCAACUAAGCACCGCACAGCCGCUUGCUCACUCCCCCGUCUGGUGGGGUGGGGAAGAGAAUCGGAAGAGUGAGCAAGCUCAUGGGUUGAGAUAAAGACAGUUUAAUAGGUAAACAAAAGCCACACACACAGGCAAAGCAAAACAAGGAAUUCAUUCCCCACUUCCCACCGGCAGGCAGGUGUUCAGCCAUCUCCAGGAAAGCAGGGCUCCAUCAUGUGUAAUGGUGACUUGGGAAG
Molecule: messenger RNA, 1270 nt
Organism: Grus americana (Whooping crane)
Lineage: Eukaryota; Metazoa; Chordata; Aves; Gruiformes; Gruidae
Product: dual specificity protein phosphatase 13-like
Exons: 3
Coding region: 13-666 (217 amino acids)
Biological process (GO): negative regulation of MAPK cascade; protein dephosphorylation
Cellular component (GO): cytoplasm
Molecular function (GO): protein tyrosine/serine/threonine phosphatase activity; MAP kinase phosphatase activity
Source: RefSeq, a predicted model, not a curated record